Cataglyphis hispanica is the source of this 1237-nucleotide messenger RNA. RefSeq lists its product as uncharacterized. The record is from RefSeq and is a predicted model, not a curated record. NCBI's taxonomy places the organism in Eukaryota, Metazoa, Arthropoda, Insecta, Hymenoptera, Formicidae. The transcript is spliced from 3 exons. The coding region runs from base 71 to 691 and encodes 206 amino acids.
GAAAAACUUUCAUCGAGGAAUAUAUUAUUUAUGCUCUUCUUGUUUUAUACUCACAGAUGAUUCAAAUCGGAUGAUUCUAUGUUUCAAAGAAGCACUGAUCGUCGUUCUAAAGGAUGAUUUUAUGAAUGACAUUAAGCAAGUAGGUAGCUAUUGCAUUGAAGUAGAACCCAUUGGUCCUCAAGAUCGCGAAUUUCUUGUGCAUAUGCAUUCUUUGAUAACUAUCGAUGGUUAUUUAAAUGAAACAAAACUCAUUAGUUCGAUGAUGGAUGAUUUGCAGUGCCUGGAAGAAAAAUAUACCGAGUAUACAUAUAUGGUUUUUCCUUUCUUUGUUAGGUUUCUUUACAAGAAAAAUGGUUUAUAUAAAAAGUCAUUGUUCAUUGGUCUUGAAGAAGAUACAUAUCACGUCGAGAUUACGCACACUUGUCCUUAUUGCUUAUCAACGUUAACAGAGAACAAAGACUUGGAACUCUGCCAAUAUGAAAGUUUAAUUAAUGAAGGUGCAAACAUAUUACUAAUGCGAUAUCUCGCUAUAACAAAUUUCGAAGGCAUUUUAAAUUUUCAGAAUAUUACGAUUAGCGGAAGCACAACUACCUGCGAUUAUGAAAAAAGAGAAGUUAAAAGUACUGAAAUGAUAUAUAAUCUUAUCGAUGCAGAUCUGUACCGCGUUACAAAAUAUAAAACUACAUGGUAAUCAUCAAAAAAUAUACACUAUCGAACGAAAAAUCUAUAAAAAAGAUAGCCUUAUACAACGAAGCAAAAUUUAUUUGACAUCACAAGGAAGAAUACUUGAAUAUGAUUGGUUAGAUACACUUUAUAAAGCACAAAAAAGUCCAUUACUGCAGGAUGAAACAAAUAAAAGUAUAAACGUACAAAUUUUAAUCGACUCAAAAGAGUGGUGGAUGCACAAUAUGGAGAUGUUCUCUAAAUAUUUGGAUAUGAAAGUAAUUUUUGUUUUAUUUUCUAAAAAUUAAUUCUUUAUAUUAUAAUAAUAAAUAAAAUUAAUAAAUCAGAAUUAUAUUAAUAGGUAUUCUCCUUGAUUAAGUAUAUUACGCUAAUAAACUGCGUAUUCAAUUACACAAUUAGAUGUUUUCAAGUGUAAAGAUUAUAUAUCCAAAACUUGUGCAAAAAUCAAAUAUUUAUGGAUUACAUUUGUCAAACUCUUUCUUUUCUUUUAUUUUAUUAUAUGCUAUACAUAUAUAAAAUUUGCAAAUAAAUUUUUAUAUUAAUUUUUCUCUUU